Cladophialophora psammophila CBS 110553 is the source of this 1962-nucleotide messenger RNA. RefSeq lists its product as uncharacterized. Bases 1 to 1962 code for a protein of 653 amino acids. NCBI's taxonomy places the organism in Eukaryota, Fungi, Ascomycota, Eurotiomycetes, Chaetothyriales, Herpotrichiellaceae. The transcript has 6 exons. The record is from RefSeq and is a predicted model, not a curated record. Gene Ontology annotation, molecular function: amino acid transmembrane transporter activity. Gene Ontology annotation, cellular component: membrane. Gene Ontology annotation, biological process: amino acid transmembrane transport.
AUGGCGGCAACUGCUGAUGCAUACAAUCUGGGAGCUGUGCGACCCAACAUUGGCGGGCGCGUGAGCUCACGGGCGUCAUCAAUGCGACGUGGGCCGGCUGAAGGCGGUCCAGAGCCUCAUAUCGAUGCUGUUUACCCCCGGAGAGAGUCUGAAAACGCGGAGCGGUCCAGCAGAAGCGAGGAUUUGAUCAUACCUGUUGGCCCGGUCGGUCAGAAGGGCAACUCGUCUCUUAGGCGCCAUCUUGGAGAGCGGCACGUUAACAUGAUCACCUUCUCUUGUGUCAUUGGCAUAGGUCUCUUCCUGCAAAAUGGCAGGAUCAUAAACCUUGCCGGGCCGGGAAUGGCAUGGUUGGCAUAUCCGUUGAUGGGGUCGAUCGUCUGGUCCGUGCAAGCUGCUCUUGGGGAGAUGUCAGCUCUUUUCCCUGUGCCCGGGGCAUUGUUCGAGAUGCCUUGCAGGUUUCUGGAUCAAUCAAUUGGAUAUGCUGUCGGAUGGAUGGCAUGGUUUGCCUGGGUUGUUAUCAUCGCUGCAGAAUUGCAAGGAGUGGCAGGGCUCUUCCAAUUCGGAUUUAAACCGUCAGACCUUGCAAGACUUCAUUAUCCCGAACCCUCUCUAGAGUGGGGAACGACCAGCGUCGACCCUGCUGUCUGGAUAUCGAUUUUCCUCUGUCUCAUACUGGUUGUCAAUCUCAUCCGUGUGCGGUGGUUCGGUGAACUGGAGUACUGGGUCGGUGUUAUGAAAAUGCUCUUUAUCGUCGGGUUGAUACUGUUUAAUAUCGGUAUCAAUAUUGAGACGGGAAACCACUUUCGCUUUUACAACGACCCAUGGGGAUUCAUCUCACGUGGAUGGAUAACGCAAAGUGGUGCUGUGCGGACUGGUGGCUGGGCACACCUCGCCAGCGUUUGGACGGCGAUGACAUUGACCAUCUUCUCCAUGAUCGGCUUUGAAGCUGUGACGGUUACAGCAGCAGAGAACCGAGAGCUCCGUACAUAUGAAGGGGUCAAGAUCUCGAGCAGAAAAAUCGCGAUUCGGAUCAUCUUGCUCUACACCCUCACAACUUUCACAGUCGGCUUGAACGUGCCGUACGAUGAGCCGCUUCUGGCGAACAGAGACAUCUCUGUCCUGGAUAAUGGUACUCACUCAGCAUUCGUCGUGGCUGCUAUCCGAGCGGGGAAAAGGUUCUGGCCGAACUUCUUCAAUGGAUUCUUUAUUCUGUCGGCGACUUCCUCCGGUAUCAACUCAUUGUACUUGUCGUCCCGGAUUUUGCAUGCCCUUGCUCUAUCCCAAGGCGCAUGGCCAAGGUGCUUGAGAAAGCUGCAAGGUCGUUUGAAAGAGACAGGGUCCCAAGGGGUCCCACGCAAUGCAGUGUUAGCAAGUUGGCUUUUCGGUUUUCUUGGAUAUUUGGCGGCAAGUGGCGCUCCAUCACAUGAAUUGGGUCGGCUCGCCCUAAACUCGACAGUCUCAAUGCUCAUCGUGUACGCAGUAAUCUGCGUGACAUUCCUGCGGUUCAAAACAAUUAUCAAACUCGCAUCCACAGGCCAGUUCCAACAGACGGAUUUUGUCGACCCCGAACAGGAUCUCAAGGCGUAUUCCAGGAAGAAAGAUACGAGGACCUAUCCGUAUCGAUCGAACUGGCAGCCGAUGCGGACAUGCUACGCUCUCUUUGGCAGCACCAUGAUGAUCGUCUUCAAUGGUUGGCGGUCGAUCAAUCCAUUCAGUGCUGCAGAUUUUGUCGCCUCUUACAUUAGCGUUGUCAUUUUCAUUGCACUUUGCAUCUUCUAUCGUUGGCACCUACAUCGUCAAUUUCUACCUCGACUGCGCCCGACCCUGAACCUUAGAUAUCCUGUUGAAACGGAUGUCAAUGACCCUAAAUAUGGCCGAGAUAAGCUUCGAUUUGAAGAGAAUGAUAGCUUGAUAAGAAGAGUUACAAAGACGGGCAAAUGGAUUUGGGUAUGGCUGAAAUGA